AGCUGCUAGCUAGAUAGCAAGGUGCUAAAAGACGUCGCUGUUCAUAGGAAACAUUUCAUUCACGGUUUGUCGGCGGAUAUGAGUCGUACUCCUGAUGCCAGAGCCAGAGAUAACCAGACAAAGAGGAUCCAGGAGAACAUCACCAAUGUGGAGAAACACUUUGGAGAUAUGUGCCAACUGUUCGCUGCCUACGCUCGCAAAACAGCCGGGCUGCGAGACAAAGCAGACCUCCUGGUCCAAGAAAUUGGCACUUAUUCUGACACGGAGACCCCAGAUCUCAAGAGGGGGAUGAAGCAGUUUGCUGAACACCUGGCCAAGAUUCAGGACUACCGUCAAGCUGAGGUGGAAAGACUGGAAGCUAAAGUCAUCGAGCCAUUAAAAAGCUAUGGAGCUGUGGUGAAGCGUAAAAGGGAGGAUCUGAAGACAACUCAAAGUGCCAGAGACAGAGAAGCCAAACAGAUGGCUCGGGUUGAGAGGACCAGACUGAGAAACCCUUCAGACAGACAGAUUAUUUCUCAGGCUGAAAGCGAACUUCAGAGAGCCACCAUGGAUGCCACAAGGACCACCAAGCAACUGGAGGAGACCAUAGAUGAGUUUGAGAGACAGAAGAUCCAGGACAUCAAGAAAGUCUUCGGCGAGUUCGUGACAGUAGAAAUGGCAUUCCAUGCCAAGGCUUUGGAGAUCUACACCUCGGCCUUCCAAAGCAUUCAAAGUGUGGAUGAAGAUGCAGACCUGGAG
Nematolebias whitei (Rio pearlfish) is the source of this 738-nucleotide messenger RNA. RefSeq names its product CBY1 interacting BAR domain containing 1 (gene cibar1). The record is from RefSeq and is a predicted model, not a curated record. Gene Ontology annotation, biological process: cilium assembly. Gene Ontology annotation, cellular component: ciliary transition zone; ciliary basal body. NCBI's taxonomy places the organism in Eukaryota, Metazoa, Chordata, Actinopteri, Cyprinodontiformes, Rivulidae.